CAAGCGCCAGGCCCCAGGGCGGACAAAGCGCUUGCCGCAGCCAAAAAUGGCCACCCCCUUUUUCACGCCCGCCCUCGAGGACAUCGGCCCCGACGCCGGUCCCAAGGCCGACGCCGCGCCGGCCGGCCAGUACCCCGACGAGCUCGCGCCCUUCUGGGGCUUCGUCUGCAUCGUCUCGUGGCUGGCGUCGCUCGACCAGGGCAACUUCUUCCCGGCGGACCAGGCCCAGCGCCCGUCGUCGACGGCGCUCGACGCGUUGGCGGAGGAGGAGGAGGAGAAGUCGGCCGUCGCGACGGCCCACGACGACGACGACGCGCUGCUCCCCUACGGCGCGUUCAAGGCCAUCGUCGAGUCCUGCGCGCCGGCGGACCCGGACGAGCCGGCGCCGCCGUUCCACAAGCCGCUCCACGCGCCGCACGCGGAGGCGGCGGCGCUGGCGCCCUACCUCGCCGGGCUCGAUCCGGACGACGAGGCGCCGCUCCUGCCCUACCUGGCCUUCGUGGCCCUGGCCCACCUCCUCUUCCACGACGCCGCGACGACGUUCGUGGCCAAGACCACGGAGAGCUCGGCGCUCUUCUUCGCGAGCCUCUGGCGCCCGAUCGAGUUCAUGCUCGCGCCCUUCAGCGCCAGCCGCGAGCCCGCGGCGGGCCAGAAGAAGACGCGGUCGUCGGAGGACCUCGCGUCGCUCGCCGGCCGGAAGCUCUUCGGCGGCGACGCGCAGCGCUCCGUGCGCGUGCGCACGGCGCUCUGACCCCUUUUCCUACCACGGACCCCCCGUGUAAGCGAGUGUGUUCAUACCAUACCGCGACUAGUACAAACAUGCGAC
Pelagomonas calceolata is the source of this 826-nucleotide messenger RNA. The record is from the annotation of a GenBank genome assembly. NCBI's taxonomy places the organism in Eukaryota, Pelagophyceae, Pelagomonadales, Pelagomonadaceae.